AUGGCGCCAUCUGUCGAGACUCCUGAGGUGAUCGUUCCUGUAUAUUCACCGAACCAAAUCUCAAUAAAGACAACAAAGUCGAACGGUGUAGACAAGGAUCGCGACUCCUUUGCAGACGAUCUCAACAAUGGAACCUGUGUUGAUGCCCGGGAUUCUGUGUCAGCUUUUGAGGAAAACCUUCCACAUCUGACAAUAUCAGACAACUACACCGUGAACGAAGAGCCUCUCGGAACUAUUUGCCCAAUUCGAGUGAUGUGUAUCGGUGCGGGGGCUAGCGGCAUCAACCUUGCGUACCAAUUCCAGAAGUACAUGCAGAACUCGACAUUGAUUAUCUAUGAAAAGAACCCUGCAAUUGGAGGAACUUGGUUCGAGAAUCGAUAUCCUGGUUGCAAGUGUGACAUUCCUUCUCACAACUAUCAGUUCGCUUGGGAGCCCAACCCAAAUUGGGCAGAAAUGUUUUCGCCUUCCGCCGAGAUUAGGGAGUAUCUUGAACACUGCGUCGUCAAAUACGACCUCGCCAAGUAUAUGCAUAUGAAUCAUCGUGUGAUCGGGGCUACCUGGAACGAAGCUAAAGCAAUCUGGAAUGUCGAGAUCGAAGACAUGUCCAACCAGACAAUCUUCACCGACUGGUGUAACUACCUCAUUAACGCUGGCGGCAUUUUGAACAACUGGAGGUGGCCGGCCAUUCCUGGUCUCCACGACUUUCAAGGUAAACUGGUUCAUAGCGCAAAUUGGCCCGCAGAUUGGAGUUAUGACAAUCUAAAGGUCGCCGUUAUCGGAAACGGCUCGACUGGGAUCCAAAUCGUGCCUGCGAUACAGCCCAAGGUGAAGCAGCUUGUCCACAUCAUUCGGUCGCCCACCUGGGUGACUCCUGGCGCUGCGUCUCGGUAUCCAUCUCUGCGAGGAGGUUCAAUGCCGGAUAGUUUCAGUGAAGAACAGAAGGAGCACUUCCGAAACAACCCCGAAUCAUAUCUUGCAUUCCGCAAGCAGGUCGAACGAGAGAUCAAUAGUAAGUUUCUAAUGCUUGUGAACGGGAGCGAGAAAGCAGACGAAGUUCGAAAAAUGGCAUAUAACAGCAUGGUCUCUUUGCUUGGUCCAGAAGGAGCCCGCAAAUUUGCUAAGCAGAUCAUUCCCGACUUCCCAGUGGGGUGCCGUCGAAUCACGCCCGGCGUGGGCUACCUAGAGAGCUUCACAAAGGAGAACGUUCGAGUCAUCACCGAUGCUAGUAUAGUUAGCGUUGACAGCAACGGCAUAAACAUGUCAAGUGGUGAACACAUCGAACUCGACACUAUCAUCUGUGCGACUGGCUUUGAUGUGUCCUUCAAACCCCGUUUUCCCAUCAUCGGGCGAGAAGGCAUAAGUCUGAACGACGUGUGGUCAAAGAACAUCCCAUACGCAUACCUUUCCAUGGCUAUUCCAAAGUUCCCCAACUACUUCGUUUUCCUCGGUCCGAACGCUCCUAUCUCUCAUGGCAGUGUCUUCACGAUCACGGAGCAAUGCUCUAAGUACAUUAUGCAGCUACUGACUAAGGCCCAGAUAGAGGGGAUCCGGACAUACGACGUAAAGCAGUCGGCGUGUGACGACUUCCUCACGCACAUCCAGCACUUUAUGCCCCGGACAGCCUGGGCGGCGAAAUGCCGAUCCUGGUUCAAGAACGGGACAGAGGACGGGCCCGUUCUUGCGAUCCAUCCGGGAAGUCGGAUUCAUUGGUUCCACGCGCUCGAGCGGCCCAAGUUCGAGGACUACGAGUACACCUACCACACCAACAACCGCUUCUCCUACCUAGGCAAUGGUUUUUCCACCAGGGAGAUGCAAGGUGGUGAUGAUACCUGGUUCUUGGAGCAUCCCGAGGCAAUGUUCCUCUACUACUAA
Molecule: messenger RNA, 1872 nt
Organism: Cladophialophora psammophila CBS 110553
Lineage: Eukaryota; Fungi; Ascomycota; Eurotiomycetes; Chaetothyriales; Herpotrichiellaceae
Exons: 3
Coding region: 1-1872 (623 amino acids)
Source: RefSeq, a predicted model, not a curated record